AUGAUGGGUAGUGGUAUUGGCUCCUACUUUGGUACCCUCACAAUGUUAAUAAUAACAGUCAUGUCAAUUGAGCGAUGGCUACACAUGUCUCGUCGAUCCCUAGUCACAAUGCGUCGUACGUAUAUCGCCAUUGCGGUGUUAUUACUUUUACCUAUUCCGUUUGCAGUGUGCCGUGUACUCAAUAAUCCAUUUAACAUUGCAGUGAAUGUUGCAAGUUCUAUAUCGUUGAUAUUUUGCCUUGUUAUAACCCCAGUUGCUUACUUCAAAGUUUUCCAAAUAAUUCGCGCACAUCAGCAACAAAUCCACUUGAGCGAAUUGUCCCAAAAUGCUGCUCAACCAGCAAUGCACAUGGCCAAGUACAAGAAAUCUGUCUUCACCAUUCUCUACAUCCUAGCGAUAUUCCUUAUUUGCUACUUGCCCAUAGCCAUUAGUUUUGGAUUAAUCCCAGUUCUAAACUAUGAGAAAGAGUCGUUGCCACUAUUAAACUUCUCAUUUUUGCUGGUAUUUAUGUCGUCCUCGUUGAAUCCUGCUCUUUAUUUAUGGAGAAUGAAAGACAUUCGAAAUGAAGUGGCACGACUAAUCAAAGCAGUGUUAUGUAGGCAAAACGAAAAUUGAAGGGAUUCUUGCCAAAACUGCUACGGAAAGGACUUUUCCCUCAAACAAGUACUCGCUCAGUCAUUAUACUCUAAAAGUACUAACCGAACAAUAUAAAGCUAUUGUAUCAGGGUGAAAUGUUUAUAUCAGUUUGGCGCAGCUUAUUUCCUCACUGGCACUAGUUGCAAUCAGUGUAAUCAGAGGGUACAGAUAAAGGAUUAUAUGUUGGUUUAGAACAUUCAGAACAUUAAUUAAAAUAGAUUAAUAAUAGACUCUCAGGUACAUUGAGCAUUGAGUAUUUCUAAAACAAACCACACACACGAACAGGUGUCAUGCACGUAAAGUAUUUUGUCUUGAUUGAUUUUUUUGCCUCAAAGGCAAUCGAUUUCAAAACGUAAGAAUAAAUGACAUCUGACAAACAAAAAUAGAAGACUAGUCUCAUACAUCGAGAACUACCAAUGAUCUUGCAAAGCAGAAAACCCAAAAGAAAACCUAGUUGGUAAGAAAUUAACCCAAAUGAUGGUUUUCAAAUACAAUGACGCUAGUUUACUGGUAUUCAACAUGUCAGUUGUACUGGCGUUUUUGUCUUCGUCAUUAAACCCUGCUCUUUACUUGUGGAGAAUGAAAGAAAUCCGUAAUGAAGUUAAACGGCUUGUUAAUAAAAUGUUAUGUUAAAACAACGAAAUAUGAACAGGAAACAAAAGAUCUGGGCACAAAGUGACUGGAGACCAGUGAAAUGACCAUCAAUCACAUCAAUUGCCCAGAAUGCCGAGAGAUAUCAGGAAUUUUCAUACUCUCACGAGCGCUAAAUUUGAAAGCUCUUUAAAAAAAAGUACAUAGAAUUACAAUGAAGGCUGGACAGAACUAGUCAGCAAAAUUUGGAAAUUAAACGCGUUCAGGAAAAAGGUUAAGUUUACUAGUUAGCGUUCGAUUAUGGCUUUUGGCUUCGUCCUGUUGAAUCGGACGCAUGCCUCUUAAACUGAACCUGAAUCGGCUGAGGAGACAAGUAGGAAGCAGUAGAAGGUCGCAAUAUAUAAGCAAAGACCUGGCUGAGCUAAAAUCUAGCCUACAGUUCACCCAGAAAGACGAUGAAGACCUAAAACCAGUAACCAAGCAGAUGACUAAGAUUGGAAAAGAGCUGAAAGAAGUCUAAGCCCAGGUAGAUUUCCAUUGUGACAAGAUGGAAUAUCUCGAGAACCAGAGCCGUCGCAACAACAUUAGAAUUGAUGAAAUCCCUGAGGAACCCGAUGAAACUUAGGAAGACACUGAAAGUAAAGCUAAAGCGGCGCUAGAAUUCAAACUCAAUCUUCCUUUCAAGGUGGAAAUCGAGCGAGCUCAUCGUACUGGUAAAGUUAAUCGGCGCUCUGACGACAACGCUUCAUCUACGCGUCCUCGCACAGUUAUUUGUCGCCUGGUAAGCUGGAAGCAAAAGGAUCCAAUAUUAAAGGCCGCGAGGAUUCUAAAGCCAGAAGGAAUGUUUGUCACUGAAGAUCUUGCCUUGUCAUAUUAGAGAUCUUCCUAAAAAGAAAUUUAGGAAAGUACUUCACAGAUUGUUUUCGGAUAUCUUAAAAAGAGAAAUGACUAUAUUGAGACGCCCUUAAUAGUUGAAAAAGUUCGAUUAAUAGUUUAGUGAUUUCUGUAUUAAAGUAUUUGUUUGUAGUUUUCCUUCCUUUUCCUUUCCUUUCUUUUCCUUGCAAUUUAUUUUCUUUUAACUGGUCCGCCUAGAUUAGCAAUUGCUAUUUUGCGGGCCAGUCUAUUGUAACCAAUAGUCUUACGAAAUAAAGUUGAAGUUGAAGUUGAAGUUGAAUCUUGCGGCUGAAACUCUUCAAAGGCGUAAAGAUCAACUGCCAAAACUAAAACAAGCAAAGCAAGCCGGAAAGAUUGCCUACUUUAUGUUGGAUAAAUUGCUAAUCAAAGACAGACCCUCGAUCUAGUUUAACUCAGAUAAGUUGACUCGUCAAUUCCUUGCUAAUAUGAGCGAAUUUCCUUUUAAUCAUCUUGACGAUGUGUCUUUAAAAUCUUGCCCUUUAUAACUUAGCUCACGACCCAGUGCGUUUUAAUAAUGAUAGAUUAGAAUGCCUAUACUUUAACCCGAUAAGUAAUUGCAAUACUGUAAUAUCCAGUGACAUUGAUCCAGAUAGUAAUUUUCUAAAUCUUACACUCUAAAGGUAGUUACUAUAACGAGCCAGAACUAUAUGACCUAACUGGUAAUAGGAAGGAUGCUAUCAAUUUUUCCCUUUUGUAUUUAAAUGCUCGUAGCUUACUUAAAAAUUUUGUCAAAUUUACCCAACUCUUAGAUUCUUCGCAGCAUGAGUUUUCAGCUAUAGGUAUCUCAGAAACGUGGCUAAUUGAUAUUAACGAAGAUUAUGUAAACAUUAUUGGCUAUCGUUUUAUCUCAUCGAAUAGAGUGGGUAGGCUUGGUGGAGGCGCAGGCCUUUAUUUACGCGACACUUUCAACUUUAACAUUAUGUCUGAUUUGUGCUCGUCAAACUCCGCCUUAUUUGACUCUGUUUUUGUUGAAAUCGAAAAUCCACAUGGAAAAAAACUUUAUUAUCGGUACAGUUUAUCGUCCUCCUCUCUGCUAAUUUGCAUGAAUUCCUGGAAUCUUUUCAGCAAUUACUUGAUCGGGUAACAAGGGACAAUAAAAUGUGUAUUACUCCCUCGUAUAUCCUUUCUUAACAUACUGUAAUGUCGCUUGGUCCUCCACCUACUGUUCCAACCUAAACUGUAUUUACCUUUUGCAAAAGCGUCUAGUGCAGCUCAUAACAAAAGCUCACUAUCUAGCAAAUACAGCCCCUUUAUUUAGCCAGCUUAAAGUCCUUGACAUAUUUAGUAUUAAUUCAUUUUCUGUCGCUACUUUUAUGUAUUCUUAUCACCAUAAUCUUUUGCCUAGUAGCUUUCGUGAAUCGUUCUUAAGUAGUAAUCAAGUCCAUCAAUACGAAACCCGACUAGCCUCUCAGUAUAGACCUCAUUUUUGUAGAACAAAUAUAAAGCAAUUCAGUAUCCUUUACCGAGGACCUAAAAUCUGGAAUUCGUUCCCUAUUUCACUAAUUAGCUCUCCUUUUAUAUUUGUUUUUAAAAAAAAUUUAAAGAAUUAUCUCACUGAUAGCCGAUCUGUCGCUUAAUUUUCUGAUCUCAGAACACCCACUAACUUACUCUUGGCUACAAUGGCUUUUACUGACUUUGGAACUGGGAUUAUAACUCAGCCCCUUUACGUUGUGUUUAACUUCGACAUUGAGGAAGAUGAUUUUAAAUUGAUCGAUAUGACGACCUGGCCUCGAAUGUAUUCAAUAUUAAAACAAAUGGUUGAUGGCCUUGGUAACUAUUUUGUUAUCCUCACGGUUUUAACGAUAACAACCAUGUCAAUUGAACGAUGGUUACACAUAUCUUAUCGAUCUCUGGUUACAGUGCGUCGAGCUUACAUUGCUGUUGGAGUGUUAUUACCUUUACCGAUUCCACUAGCAGUGUGCCGUGCUCUUACAAGUGCUUUCUUCUUGCUUUUUUUGUCUUGUUAUAACCUCAGUGGCUUACUUUAA
Molecule: messenger RNA, 4130 nt
Organism: Porites lobata
Lineage: Eukaryota; Metazoa; Cnidaria; Anthozoa; Scleractinia; Poritidae
Source: the annotation of a GenBank genome assembly